Messenger RNA from Cyclopterus lumpus (lumpfish), 1035 nucleotides. It is a transcript of the gene tmem167a, whose product is annotated as transmembrane protein 167A. The transcript is spliced from 4 exons. Gene Ontology annotation, biological process: protein secretion; intracellular transport. Lineage: Eukaryota; Metazoa; Chordata; Actinopteri; Perciformes; Cyclopteridae. The record is from RefSeq and is a predicted model, not a curated record. The coding region runs from base 132 to 350 and encodes 72 amino acids.
UGCUGUGUUAUCAACCAAUCAGCAAACGAGAUUUGCAGCACAGGACGUGUCGCGGUACGUAAACCUCUGUGGUUACGUUACGUACGUCCAAGAAAGCAGGAAGUGUGAUGUGGCUUUGACUCACAACAAAAAUGUCAGCCAUUUUCAACUUCCAGUCACUGUUAACAGUGAUUCUCCUCCUGAUCUGCACAUGUGCCUACAUCAGAGCGCUGGCUCCCAGCCUGCUAGACAAGAAUAAAACCGGGAUUCUUGGAAUUUUCUGGAAGUGUGCCAGAAUAGGUGAGCGGAAGAGUCCCUGGGUGGCUUGCUGCUGCGUCGUCAUGGCUUUUAGUAUACUGUUUCAACAGUAGCGGACCGAAGAAAACCGUGAAUGGAAACAUUGGGGAAAAGAACGGACAACAAGGCAUGAACAGUACAAUCCUCGAAGCACAACAGGACCUCCAGUGGUUGUCAUUUAGAUAAUGUAAAAAUGGAGACCUGUCACCACUCGCCGUAGCCACGGAGAGAGAAAAUGUGUCAGGGGGAGGGAUGAGCUGAUAGCCCCGGAGUGUGUCUAGAUCCCUCCACGGACUUCAGGGUCUGUCCUUGUGUUUGCUUAUGUGGAAUGUUUACUCCAGAUGUGUGUGGGGGUGGGGUUUUUUCUGUUAUCUGCCAUUUAGUUUAAAAGGCAGAAGUCACAAUCUUGGUGGGAUCAAAAUUGUACAUUGUUUGUCCAAACAUUUCAAGCUGAUGUGUUUUUCCCCUGCGUGUUUGUCACGGUUGCAUCAACCAGUUUGAAAUUCUCCGCAAAAAGAACCUUCAUAACUCAUGUGAUUCACAUGGAGGCGUAUAUUUGUAAACUGAGUUACGAGGUGUGACUUUAAAUCAUCCUCACACCUUCUCUGUUGUAUCUACAGAUAAUGAUAUUCCACAGCAAACAACAUGGUAGAGUAGCUCUCCAGAUGGCUAAUUGUCCUGCAUAUUUGCCUCCAAAGAGCUACAAAGAUUUUAAAGUCAGUCAGUUUGCUCCUAUUUAUUAAAGAACCUUUUUGGAAA